Molecule: messenger RNA, 3698 nt
Organism: Magallana angulata
Lineage: Eukaryota; Metazoa; Mollusca; Bivalvia; Ostreida; Ostreidae
Product: spermine oxidase-like
Exons: 5
Coding region: 213-1676 (487 amino acids)
Molecular function (GO): polyamine oxidase activity
Source: RefSeq, a predicted model, not a curated record
GCGGUGGGCAGUUGAUUCAUAAUACGACGAUGUUUGUGUUCGUGUUGAAAUAUUGAAGUCUUGAACUAUUUAUACCAGUGAUUUAUAUACAGGGAGAGGAAUUACAACAACUCUUCUACCAGAUAAGUUACAUUUAUCGACAAAGAGAAUUCUGACAUUAAAAUUCCGCUGACGUCCAUUGUCAGCUGGCUGAUUUGCAUGUCAGACGAAACAUGGGCGAAAAAGUGAUAGAUGGUAUAGAAAAAAUAGACUUAAAUGGUAAAGAUAAACCCAAAAUUAUCAUUAUUGGUGCUGGGAUAUCGGGUAUAGCGACAGCCGAUACUCUGAUCAGGGCAGGAUUCACAGAUUUCAAGAUCUUGGAGGCCUCGGGGCGAACGGGAGGACGAAUAUGGACGGUUGAAAUCGAUGAAGGGAAGAAAGUGGACCUGGGAGCCCACUGGAUCCAUGGCAUCGAGAGAAAUCCCAUCUACAAAAUAGCCGAUGAUAACAACCUGCUAAAGCUCCGCCACGGUGACAAAGGUCUGCGACAUCGCAACUGUUUCCUAACCGAGGAGGGUAAGGAGGUCAAUGAAAAGGUGGUAAACUCUGUGAAUCUGGCUUACGGACAGCUGAUCAUCCAGGCGGAAGAUUUCUACCAGAGCAGCAUCCCGACUGAGGAGGAAAAUGACAGUGUGGGGGCCUUUCUGGAGCGGGAGUUCUCGGAGAGACUAGAGAAGUACACCAACGGCGACCGUCAUAUACGAGAGAUGGUUUUUAAUCAAAGGAAGUUGCUGGAGUGUUGUAUAUCAGGAUGUGAUAGACUGGAAGAUGUCUCGCUCAGCGAGUUUGGUGGUUACGAAGAGCUACCAGGAGUGCACUACUCUAUACCACCUGGUUUUGAGGCAGUACUAGAAAUCCUUAAAAGUUCAAUUCCCAAAGACAACAUUUUGCUCAAUCACCCAGUGAGGUGUGUCCACUGGAGCCGGAAAAACUGUAACGAAAGCGACUACAAAGUGAUGGUGGAGUGUGAGAAUGGUGAAAUGUUCUAUGCAAAUCAUGUGAUUGUGACAGUGUCUCUGGGCGUGUUGAAGGCUGCCUACGACCGCAUGUUUGACCCUCCCUUACCCGAAGAGAAAGUGGGGGCAAUAGAUCGCCUAGGCUUCGGAAUCGUAGACAAAGUGAUCCUAAAGUUUGACAAACCCGUGACGGAACAGGAUGUUUUUCGCAUUGAAUUGCUGUGGGACGAUGACAACAUUAAGUGCAAUGAUUUGAGACAUACAUGGUACCGCAAAAUUUACUCCUUUGAAGUUUUACACGAGUCAGUUCUAGUGGGCUGGCUGAGUGGGAAGGAAGCUCUAUACAUGGAAUCUCUGACUGAGGACCAGAUAGCUGAGGACCUGGUGGAAGUCCUAAAAAAAUUCCUCCAAAAGGAUCACAUUCCCUCGCCCUCAAAAAUUGUCAGGACAAGAUGGGGCAACAACAGCUCGACCCGCGGGUCCUACAGCUUCAUCAAGGUUGGGGCCAGUAUGACCGACAUUGACCUCCUGGCUGAGCCACUCACAGACUCAGAGACAGAGAAGCCACAAGUGAUGUUUGGAGGGGAGGCUACUCAUGAAUGCCACUACUCCACCACACACGGAGCCCUGCUGUCUGGAAUGAGGGAGGCCAACCGAAUCAUCAAACUGUACUCAGACUAAACGUCAUGGUUCAUUGAAUUCCUUCCAGUGUGCACUGUGUAUCACCAUGACAAAUAAGAGACCACAUGAUAUAUACUAUAUUGAUGAACGUGUAUACUGUCAAUGUUAUUGUUUUUUUUAGUUGUUUUUUUUCUCCUUGCAAUUAUUUCCUAGUCUGUAGCUGAUUUUUUAUAAGCACCAUGAAAUGGACAAGAGAUGACAACAGUAACACAGUCAUCUCCCUUUGUUGUGAGGACCGUAUAUAUCUAUUGCUUUUUUCUAUACAUUGUACCAAGUGAUCAGUAAGGAGUUCGUACAUCUUGAUCUCAGCUAUGUUAAAGGGUUUGGGAAACUUACAACGCACAAAACAGUUCUCUUGCCGGUGACAGCACGGAAAGCUUAGGAUGUGGGGAUGGUGUCUUAUUCACUGCCAAAAUUCAAACUCUAAGAAGUUUUACCUCAGUACAUAAGUUUAAGCACAGAUUAGACUUACGGAAUUAAUGUCACUGAUUAGAGAAUAGGAAUUUAGUGGUGCUUUUAUUCCAGACAUUUUUUUUUUAGAAUUUGAAAUGGUAAUGGUAUUUGCAUCUACCUAUAUGAUAACAGCUUAAGGAACACUGGUGCGAGCUGAUUUAUUUGCUUUAAGCUUCUCAAAGAAAUCAAAACUUUGAUGUUGGAUGUUUGUUUAAAGCACCUCUCAUAGACUCUACCUCUUUGUUACAGAGAUGAAGGAAAAACAUGAUGAUAAAAUGUUGGAAUUGUUUUGUAAAUGUUUAUAUAUUGUAAAAACUUGUAAAACUAGGCAAUCGCUAGGAUUUUGUUUUAGUUCUCCAGGCUCCAGCUGAUGCAGCAUGUUUGCUUUGAAUAUAAGCAUAGUCAGCCAAGACAUCCCUUACCAAAGCCAGGAAAUAGGAAUCUGGCUUCUGUGACAUUAGCCAGUCUAUAGGAUUCUGGCUUCUGUGACAUUAGCCCAUCUAUAGGAUUCUGGCUUCUGUGACAUUAGCCCGUGUAUAGGUUUCUGGCUUCUGUGACAUUAGCCAGUCUAUAGGAAUCUGACUUCUGUGACAUUAGCCAGGCUAUAGAGGUCUGGCUUCUGUGACAUUGGCUAUUGAGGUCUGGCUUCUGUGACAUUAGCCAGUCUAUAGGAUUCUGGCUUCUGUGACAUUAGCCAGGCUAUAGGAAUCUGACUUCUGUGACAUUAGCCAGUCUAUAGGAUUCUGGCUUCUGUGACAUUAGCCAGACUAUAGGAUUCUGGCUUCUGUGACAUUAGCCAGGCUAUAGGAAUCUGACUUCUGUAACAUUAGCCAGUCUAUAGGAAUCUGGCUUGUGUGACAUUAGCCAGGCUAUAGGAAUGCUAUAGGAUUCUGUGAUGUUAGCUUGGCCUCUUUCAUGUUAUUCAGUGUUAAGGUUUCUGUGGUGAAAAAUAUUCACUCCAGCAAUUUCUAGCUUCAUUAUUCAUCAAUAGAGAUAGACCUAUGAUGGAUGAAAGUGUGAAUAGAAGAAAUAGUGAGUAGUUUGAAAGCAACAUGGAAGAAUGCUGUUUGAUGUUUUUAUCAGUACAAAUGAAAUGCAUUUAGAAUUUUUUUUCAUUCAAUGAAAUAUGUAAAUUUCCAUGAUAUAUGAAAAAGAAAUGUGCUAUUUUGUAUGCUUUGAUGUAUAUAUUUAGACGUUAUGAUUAAUUUAUUGAUGAAAUCAUACCUCAGAUGUGUCGCAAAUUUUAUCAUGAAAGGUUAUGCAUUGAAUUAUUGUGAAUUUUGUCUCUAAAUUUUAUUAUUAGAGUAUAUGAUAUUUUACUGUGGUGCAUUGAGAACAGUUGUGUAUUUAUUCAGAAAACACUAAUAUGUACCAAUGAUACUGGUGGGAUAAAGUCGGGGACAGACGCACCAAGGAAUUGACUUUUCUGUCCCUUCUCCAGAUGUUGAUGAGAUUGUUUUUAUGUGAGCAGAUGAUGAUAAGACAUAUAUAGGUGUAUAUCUGGAUUAUGCUGUCGUGACAGCAGUCCUAAUGGUAAUGUUUAUGUAUCCAAUAAAAAAUGAAUCACAA